CCCCGGCUGGGCCGUGGCGCCGGAAGCCCCUCGGGACUUGAAGCAGAGCUGGGUCGGGGGGUAAGACGAACGUGACGUCACGCCCCGGGGGCGGGCCUGCGCUGUGCCACGCCCAUGCGCGAAGGGGUGCGGCUGCGCAGGCGAGUGGGUUGCCGAGGGGCCCCUCCCCUUCGCUCUGUACCCCGGCGGGUGGGGACCGAGGGAACCGCGGAUCACCCCGAGGCCAGAGCGGUGCCAGGACCCUGCUCCGCGUCUGCACCGCCAGGUAGGUGGAUGUAAGAGGCCCAGUCUCGGUUCUCCGGAGGCCAUUCCAUCGCCGCCGGCACCAUGCUGUCCCCUCAGAGAGCAUUACUCUGCAACCUCAACCACAUCCACCUCCAACACGUCUCCCUCGGCCUGCACUUGUCCCGGCGUCCCGAGCUGCGGGAGGGGCCCCUGAGCACGCCGCCGCCGCCGCCGCCGCCCCCGGGAGACACGGGCGGCAAGGAGGGCAGGGGGCCCUGCAGCGGGACCCUGGUGGACGCCAACUCCAACAGUCCAGCUGUCCCCUGCCGAUGCUGCCAGGACCACGGGCAAAGCCUAGAAAACCGGCCGGACCCUUCACCGGAGGAGGAAGGGGCUGCUUCCCCCUCGGACCCCGGCUGCUCCUCCUCUCUCAGUUCCUGUUCAGAUCUCAGCCCCGACGAGUCCCCCAUCUCCGUGUACUCCCGGGACCUGCCCGGCGAUGACACCCGCCCUCAGCCCGGCGGCACCCCGCCGGCGCAGGGCUCCCCGCGGGCCCCGGCGGGCCCCGGCACUUGCUCCCCGGACAGCUUCUGCUGUUCUCCGGAUUCGUGCUCGGGGGCCUCCUCUCCACCAGGCCCGGGCUUGGACUCGAACCGCAACGCCCUGAGCACCUGCCACGACCUUCCUACCCCGAGCCUGGAGGAGGAAGAGGAGGAAGAGGAGGAGGGUGGGGAGCAGGAUCUCCCGACCUCCGAGCUCUCCGAGGCAGAGGACGGGAAAAUCGACGCUGGGAGAACGGAGCCCAGUUGGAAAAUUAACCCCAUUUGGAAAAUCGACACGGAAAAGCCGGGAGCAGGGUGGAAAAGCUCCGAGAAUACCAACUCCGGUUGGAAAAUCAACGAGAACGCCAACUCCAGCGUUCGGAAAACCGAAGCCGGGAAGUGCGAUUCCCGCCGGAACGCCGACCCGGGAACAGCGGACGCGGCGGGCUCGGAGGCCGAGGCGCGGGGGAGCGACGGGGGGUGGCGGGGUGACGUCAGCGGGCAGCCGGCGCCCCCCCACCGGACCAUCACGUCCUUCCACGAACUGGCCCAGAAGCGCAAGCGGGGCCCGGGGCUGCCCCUCGUGCCGCAGGCGAAGAAAGACCGCAGCGACUGGCUCAUCGUCUUCUCCCCGGACACCGAGCUACCCCCGGCCGGGUCGCUGGGCGGGUCCCCGGCCGCGCCCCGGGAAGUCACCACCUUCAAGGAACUCCGCUCCCGCAGCCGGGCCCCGCCCCCGCCGGUCCCGCCCCGAGACCCUCCCGCCGGGUGGGCCUUGGUCCCGCCCCGGCCCCCGCCUCCGCCCGUGCCUCCUCGGAGGAAGAAGAACCGCCUCGGGCUGCAGCCCAUCGCGGAGGGGCCGCUCGAGGAGGGCAGGGCGGCCAGCCCCGCGGCGGGCGAGGAAGCCCCGGGGGCCGCCGGGGAGCCGCGGGAGGCCGUCCAUCCAGCCCGCGGCGAGGCGGGUCCCCUCUGCCUCCCUCGGCCCCCGGUUUUCCGGUUCUCGGCCGACGGGCGCCCCCUGUCGGAGGGUGGAGGCGCGGGCGCAGCUGGGUCCCUGCUACUGGCGCGGCUGGCCGGCUGGCCCCGCGCCGGGCUGCGGCUGCUGGGGGAGCCAAGUCCCCCCGAGGAGCAGCAGUCGCUGCCCGUCCGCCUUUCCCCCGUGGGAGCCUAUUCGCCUCCUACGCGGGGGGCCCUGCCCUGCCUGGCCAGCCCUGAGCUGGCCCUGCUGCUGUCCCCGCUCUUUCCCAGAAGUAGCACCUUUCCCGCCGCGACUUCCCCACCCCGCCAGGUGCCCGCCCCCCCGCUGCCACCACCACCACCUCGUCCGCCGAAGGCCACUCGCCGGACCCGGAGCCCGCCGUCUCCGCCCAGGCUACUUCGUAGCUCCUGGUCUUUCGGUGGUGUUCCCGGGGCCCAGCGGCUGUGGAUGGCAGAAGCCCGGAGUGGGACUGGCCAGCUGCAAGAGCAGAAAAAAGGUCUCCUGAUAGCCGUCAGUGCUUCCGUGGAUAAAAUCAUCUCACACUUCGGAACUGCCCGGAACUUGGUUCAGAAGGCCCAGUUGGGGGAUAGCCGGCUGAGCCCCGAUGUGGGGCACUUGGUGCUGACAACCCUCUGCCCGGCUCUCCACGCCCUGGUGGCAGAUGGAUUGAAGCCUUUCCGGAAAGAUCUUAUCACGGGACAGCGUCGGAGCAGCCCCUGGAGCGUGGUGGAGGCCUCUGUGAAGCCCGGCACCAGCAGCCGUUCCCUGGGAUCCCUGUAUAGCCAGGUCAGCCGCCUGGCCCAGCUGAGCAGCAGCCGCAGUCGCUUCCAUGCCUUCAUCCUUGGCCUCCUCAACACCAAGCAGUUGGAGCUGUGGUUUUCCAGUCUCCAGGAAGAUGCAGGCCUUCUGUCCCUCCUGUAUCUGCCCACAGGAUUCUUCUCCUUGGCAAGGGGAGGCUGCCCAUCCUUGUCAACAGAGUUGUUACUCCUGCUGCAGCCCUUGUCAGUGCUCACCUUCCAUCUGGACCUGCUCUUUGAGCAUCACCACCACCUGCCCCUGGGCCCGUCCCAGGCCCCUGCCCCUCCAGGCCCUCCUCCAGCCCUGCAGCAGACUGUGCAGGCCAUGUUGCACUGGGGGGGCCGGCUGGCCCAGAGUUUCCGGGGGUCUGCUGGGGAGGCUGCUCCUGACCCUGCAGCUGCCUCAAGUGCUAUCACAUCAGGCAGCUGGUGGGAGCAGUUGACACAGGCCUCUCGGGUCUAUGCCUCAGGGGGGACGGAGGGCUGCCCUCUUCCCCGGUGGGGGGGACCCAGGCAUCAUGACACUGUAGCAGAGUGUGCACAGGAGAGACCCCUGCCGGCAGAGCAAGCAGCACCAGGCAGAGGCAUGUGGCUCGGGAGACUCUUUGGUGUGCCUGGAGGCCCCACAGAAACUGAGAGUGGAGCCUUUAAAUCCAGGAGACCGUCUAGCUGGCUGCCCCCCACAGUGAGUGUACUGGCUCUGGUAAAGCGAGGGACACCUCCUGAAGCUCCUCCUGAGGGGCUUGUGGCCUCCACAGAGAGUACGGUGCAGGCCCACAGGACGGUUCGGGCUCUCUGUGACCACACGGCUGCAGGACCUGACCAGCUGAGCUUCCGGCGAGGGGAAGUGAUGCGUGUGAUUGCCACAGUGGAUGAGGACUGGCUCCGCUGCGGGCGGGAUGGCGUGGAGGGGCUGGUGCCAGUGGGAUACACCUCUCUUGUUCUCUAGGCCCAGAAUCCUUUCCAUUCCUGUGUGUUUCCCUUCUGUUAGCUGGGAAUGGAAUGGCCCAUGAACACAUGUAUGUAAAUUAACCAUCCCAGAAGUAUUUUUUCCUGUCUGCAAAAUGGUAUUUCCUUCCACAUUUACUUCUAAUAUUUAAAUUUUCCUUCCAUAUCAAUCUGUAAGGUCAAAUUUACUCUUCCAGAUAUAUAUAAAGGAAUUCCCCUCUAUACCCCCCUCUCCUUUUUCCCAUCUGUGUAUCUGCAAACUAGGAUCUAGCCCUCCUCUCUCUUCUUCAUCCCUAAGUGGCCAGUGCCAGUACAGUAUAUGCCUUGGCCCCCAAGCCUAGAAGGGCCUGUAGUCUCUUUUCUCUGUAGAGACCUCCCCAUUCUAUCCAUCCUUUGUUGCCUGUACUUACGAUGUAAUGCUGUGCUAGGUGCUGAAUUCUUUAAGCCUCAACACCCCUGGUGGGUGGGCCUAUGGUGUUGGUCUGACUCUCCUCUGUCCCAAUAAAAUAUGGGAGUUG
Molecule: messenger RNA, 4009 nt
Organism: Perognathus longimembris pacificus (Pacific pocket mouse)
Lineage: Eukaryota; Metazoa; Chordata; Mammalia; Rodentia; Heteromyidae
Gene: Rusc1
Product: RUN and SH3 domain containing 1
Exons: 11
Coding region: 328-3492 (1054 amino acids)
Cellular component (GO): cytoplasmic vesicle
Molecular function (GO): protein binding
Source: RefSeq, a predicted model, not a curated record